Molecule: messenger RNA, 1505 nt
Organism: Numida meleagris (helmeted guineafowl)
Lineage: Eukaryota; Metazoa; Chordata; Aves; Galliformes; Numididae
Gene: BUB3
Product: BUB3, mitotic checkpoint protein
Exons: 9
Coding region: 189-1178 (329 amino acids)
Biological process (GO): mitotic spindle assembly checkpoint signaling
Cellular component (GO): bub1-bub3 complex; mitotic checkpoint complex; kinetochore
Molecular function (GO): ubiquitin binding
Source: RefSeq, a predicted model, not a curated record
CCAAUGAGAGAGCGGCGCGAAGGGGAGGGGCGGGGCUGCGUGCGGUGCGCCUGCGCGGAGCGAACGGCCGUUGGGCGCUGUGAGGCGGUGAGGACUCUCCGGGACCGGGUUGCGUUCGCCCUCCGCGCUGCUGCGUGAAGAACAGUUCUCCUUGGUGGGGCCUCGAGAGAGGGAGGAAGCCGUGUACUAUGAAAACGAUGACGGGAUCAAACGAGUUCAAACUCAAUCAAACCCCAGACGAUGGCAUUUCGUCGGUCAAGUUCAGUCCAAAUACAUCUCAGUUUCUGCUUGUUUCAUCCUGGGACACCACUGUCCGCCUCUAUGAUGUUCCUGCCAACAGCAUGAGACUCAAAUAUCAGCAUUCAGGAGCUGUCCUUGACUGUGCUUUUUAUGACCCUACCCAUGCCUGGAGUGGAGGAUUAGAUCAGCAGUUGAAAAUGCAUGAUCUAAACACGGACCAAGAAAACCUCGUUGGUGGCCACGAUGCACCUAUCAGAUGCGUUGAGUAUUGCCCAGAAGUCAAUGUCAUGGUGACUGGCAGCUGGGAUCAAACAGUGAAACUGUGGGAUCCCAGGACACCUUGCAAUGCAGGAACCUUCUCUCAGCCAGAAAAGGUGUACACGCUCUCUGUGUCUGGAGAUAGGCUGAUUGUGGGGACUGCAGGUCGCAGAGUGCUGGUGUGGGAUUUGCGGAACAUGGGCUACGUUCAGCAGCGAAGGGAAUCCAGCCUGAAAUACCAGACCCGCUGCAUCAGGGCGUUUCCUAACAAACAGGGUUAUGUUUUAAGUUCUAUUGAAGGCCGUGUUGCAGUGGAAUACUUGGAUCCGAGUCCAGAAAUACAGAAGAAGAAAUAUGCAUUCAAGUGUCAUCGUUUGAAAGAGAACAACAUCGAGCAGAUUUAUCCAGUUAAUGCUAUUUCUUUCCAUAACGUCCACAACACGUUUGCUACAGGAGGUUCUGAUGGGUUCGUGAAUAUCUGGGAUCCGUUUAACAAGAAGCGGCUGUGUCAGUUCCAUCGGUAUCCCACGAGCAUAGCAUCACUUGCCUUCAGCAACGAUGGAACCACCCUUGCGAUAGCUUCUUCAUAUAUGUACGAAAUGGAUGACAUUGAACAUCCUGAAGAUGGUAUCUAUAUUCGCCAAGUGACAGAUGCAGAAACAAAACCUAAGUCUACUUAGAGAAGAGGUCUCAGUGGAGGUCUACAAGAGUUGCCCACCUGUUCCUAACAAGAUUAAGCUGAAACAAUAGAAAUGGGAAGACAGCCUGUAUUUAGAUGUUAUUUUUAACUAAGAGCUGUUCCUUUGUAUUUUGUCUUAUGUCUUAAUCCAUUGUUACUUUUCUGCUUAUAGUGCUAAUGAGACUGUAUGCAGCUAAACUAGUUCCCUCCUGUCGGUAACUUUGUGUAUACCUUUAUAAACUCGCAAUAGUUUUGUAGUAUCUUUUCUUAAUAAAACUUGCAGUGGUCUCACAAUUGUUCAAUAAAUAUCCUUAGGUUUUUGAAAAUA